UGAAAGGCAGCUCGUCACCAUCACGCUCUCUCUCUCUCUCUCUCAACGAUAUAUGCGAUUAUUUUCUGCUUGACCUGGACUCUCUUCUAGGAGACCUAGAAAUUUGACAGCUUGGUUACGAAGCGGGACGCGCUGCUCUUUGCUAAGGAAGGAUCUGACGCGAAGAAACAGAACGACGUCGGAGAAGUAAACAUCGGCCUUGUAGGAUUGGAAGACCGUCCACGUAAGCCCCAUACGCAUCACGACACGCAAAUAUCUUCACGGAUCUGUCUCUUGGACGGCCCAACGGCCCUAUCCCCAAAUCAAUAUCUCUUGUUCUUAGCUUAUCAUGAUGGGUUGGCUAGGGUAUCUUGUGCCCAAGAUUCUCUUGCCUACCUUUACUUGGCCUCACCAAGUCCUUGGAUCCGUUGAUUUGGCUUCAACAAUUCCACCCGCACCACGGCUGUUGCCGCCUACUAUUCGUCGGGCUGUCGGAUUUGUUCAUGAUUACCUUCAGACCUUCUCGUACCACUACUGCCGAUGGUGUGGCAUUCCAUUCGAUAACCAGAUCGCAGCCCUUCCGUUUGGAUUGGUGUUAAAGUGGUCAGACGGUACGCGGCUUGAAGAAGUAGCGGCAACCAUGAUUGCGCGGGCGGCGGGCUUUCCAGUGUCAAAGAUCCUUUCAUACGGCGAUCAUCCCGAUACACCACAUGCGCCCGUUUCGAUUCUUAUGACACGCAUACCGGGAAAAGAAUUGGGUGAAUUGUAUGAGAAAAUGACCGACAACGAGCGUGAGAGUGUUUUUGCAGAACUGCAGUGCAUCUUGCAAGUCAUGCGGAGAUGGGAACGCCCAGGUGGCAAUAAUCAGAUCUGUUCCGUUUUGGGCACUGCAAUCAGGAGCGUACGCAUCCCUAAUCAUGCUGUCGGACCGUGUGAGUCCGAGGCAGAAUUCAACAACCACCUUUUCAGCACGGUCUCCAGCCACAGCUUCACGACGCGAGAGGAGUUUGAAGAGACUGUUAGAAUUGCCGAGAAGAUCCGAAAGUCACAGCAUCCGAUUGUUUUCACUCAUGGCGAUCUCAAGCAUCAUAAUGUCAUGGUUCUCGAUGGUCAUAUUUCGGCAUUUUUAGACUGGGAGUCUGCGGGCUGGUAUCCAGAUUAUUGGGAGUUCACUACACCGUUAAGAUAUGGCCCAAAAGAUUUUUGGUGGAAUGCGAUGGUACGGAGACUGGGUGGAGAAAAUUAUGUCACGGAGCUAGAGAGUGAGAAAGCACUAGUUGCUCUUACGGUGGAUUCAUGGGUAUGGUAGCCGGUGCGGCUCGACAACCCUCACUGCUCGUGGCGGCAAACUGUUGAGAGCUUUAGGGGCAUAACAGCGUUUCUUCUGGAGGGCCUUGUACAGAACUUUAACAGCCCCUCAGCUGAACCUUUCUCCCAUCCGGCCUGACCUCAGGCGCUGGGCAACUGCAGAUGCACCACCGACAUUUUGAACGAUGCGUAGAGCAAGAAACUCUC
Molecule: messenger RNA, 1494 nt
Organism: Lindgomyces ingoldianus
Lineage: Eukaryota; Fungi; Ascomycota; Dothideomycetes; Pleosporales; Lindgomycetaceae
Exons: 1
Coding region: 329-1288 (319 amino acids)
Source: RefSeq, a predicted model, not a curated record